Messenger RNA from Aedes albopictus (Asian tiger mosquito), 6891 nucleotides. RefSeq names its product disheveled-associated activator of morphogenesis 1. Gene Ontology annotation, molecular function: small GTPase binding; actin binding. NCBI's taxonomy places the organism in Eukaryota, Metazoa, Arthropoda, Insecta, Diptera, Culicidae. The coding region runs from base 1142 to 5092 and encodes 1316 amino acids. The record is from RefSeq and is a predicted model, not a curated record. Gene Ontology annotation, biological process: positive regulation of actin filament polymerization; actin cytoskeleton organization. The transcript has 9 exons.
CUGCCUGCCUGCCUACGGCUUGCGGAACCGAAACUCCUCUCACCAUUCGUUCGUGGUCAGCGCUAGAGUUACCAUCGCAUCGCAGCAGCUCCCAGUGCCGUUUUCGGUUUCGUGUCGCGUGGUCGAGUUCAAGUCGAGUGUGUUGUUUACCUACUCUCUUCUUCUACGGUGAGGAUGCUGAUGAUAACUGUCAAAAGUCAAGCGCCCGCCGGAUCGCGUAGCUUGCUUUGUUGUUUGUGAAAUUGGCUUGUUCGCACACACAAGUCGCGUGUGAGAUAUGAUAAUUCAGAGAUAUUUGGCGGAGGCGGUCGGUCGAUCGCGUUUGUGGUGAUUAGUGAAGAUUUGCAUAAAAUCCUAUCGAAAAAUUGAUACUUUGUGCGAUCGAGGAGAGAAAAUAAAAACGUGAAAUGCAAAUCUGCAUGCUUAUGGAAUACAGCUGUGACGGUCAACCGAGAGUGAAAGAAGUGAAAAAUGCGCUUCAUCCGCGCUGCUAGUUGAUGAUACCGAUCAUCCGAAAGUAAAAGUGAUCAACUCCAGUGAGUGUGUGUUGUCGUCUGUUGUCUAAUCGAUUGAGUCAGCGCCAGCGACUUGUUCCGCGGUGAUCCAAUCUCUUCGCUGAGAAGAAUGUGAAAUUUUCGACCCUGCAGGGUGAAAUGUGAGAGUGAAACCCUUCGGGUCGAAACCGAUACGAUCGAAGUGAUUUGUUUUCAUUGUCAGGGAUGUUAAACAGUUUUGACUGUUUGAUGUGUGCUUUGUGAAGUGACCGAUAAAUCGGAAGUUUUCUUUUUGUGCUUCGAAGAAUCGUGUUAAAAUGUCACCCCGGCAACGACAUCGACGUUGACGUUUUUUGCCUGUACCGGAACAGACCGAAUUGAUAGAAAAAAACGGGGUGAACCAGAUAAAACGAAUACAACAAAGUAGUGGCCAAACGGUAAACACAGCAGCCAUUUUAGUGUUUUUUUUUCGUUACCUGAAGUUAACGAAGCCAACUUGUUGGAUUUCGGUUGUAGCGACUACGUGAGCAGCGAUUGACCAGUAGUGGCGCCUACUGUCGUCGGCGGAAUACAUCAAAAGAGGGCGAAUUGCAGCGCCUACUUCAAUCAUUCGCAGGGGAACAAAGUGAAAGAUCAACGGCGUCACCAUGUGCAGCAAAAACAACUUCGAAGUUUUGAUGGAGAAAAUCAAUACGGGUAUCCCAACGUGCCCGAUUAAUUUAUCCACACUGCGCACCCGGUUGCCCGACAUCGGCAACUGGAACCUCCCGCACAUAUGUAAGGAAGCCGUCACAAACAACAAUAACAACAGCAGCAACAACAACAACGGCAGCAGUGUUGCCACCAUCGUCGUCGGUUCGGACGGAACGACCACCAUCGGCAGCAACUAUAGCAACAACCUCACGACGGCUGCGGCGGACGCCUUCUACCAGCCCCAGUCGCUGGGCGCCCUAUCGACACUGACGGUCUCGACGACCGUCACCAGCUGUGGCGGCGGCGGCAACACGUCACCCGGUACCACAACGACGACAACGCAGCAACCAUUGCCGCAGCACUACUUCAACCAGGUUGCUCUGCAACAGCAGCAACAGCAACAGCACCAGACUAAUCUGCACAAGUUCUACAAGGCGCACAAGAAGAUGCCGGGCUUUCGCGGCCGGAGAGGCUGGUGCGGGUGUUUGCAGGAUGACGAACCACCCGAAAUCUGCGUGGUGGAGGGGGUCUUCUCCCUCCAAACCCUCACCCCCACCCAACCGAUGCCGGCCGUCGAUGAGUUGGACAGCAAGUUCGCCGAACUGGUCGAGGAACUCGAUCUCACCGCACCGAACAAGGCGGCCAUGCUGAGCCUUCCGCCUCAGAAGAAAUGGCAAAUCUACUGUUCCCGCAAGAGCCCCCUGGACGCGACGGACCCCAGUGGAGCCCCACUUCCGGGCGUCAAUCUCCCACCCUCCCCGGAGCAUUACAUCGAACGGCUCAAGGACAUGGCCGUCCAGCUAAAGGCGUCCUCUCCGGACGAAUCACCCUCGCACGAGUACAGUCCGAAAAUCGAAUCUCACACCGCCCUGUUCGAUGCCCUGAAGACGGCCCUGCGCACCUCGGCGCACAGCUUCGUCAUUCGGUUCAUCGAGCUGCAGGGUCUGCCGGCACUGCUGGAACUUCUGCAGGCGCUGGACAUCCGGGUGGCCAACAGUCCGCUGCACACCAGCCUGAUCGGGUGCAUCAAGGCACUGAUGAACAAUUCGACCGGCCGCUCGCACGUGCUAGCCCAUCCCACCGGUAUCGAUACGAUCGCGCGCUCUCUGGCGGCGGACAACAUCAAAACCAAAAUUGCCGCCCUGGAAAUCCUCGGUGCCGUGUGUCUUGUGCCCGGAGGUCACAAAAAAGUCCUGACGGCCAUGUUGAACUACCAGGAGUACGCCGCGGAGCGGGUUCGCUUCCAAGGUAUCGUCAACGAUCUGGACAAAUCGACCGGAGCGUACCGGGACGACGUCAACCUUAAAACGGCCAUCAUGUCCUUCAUCAACGCUGUGCUGAACUACGGACCCGGACAGGAGAAUCUCGAGUUCCGAUUGCAUCUGCGGUACGAGUUUUUGAUGCUCGGGAUUCAACCGGUAAUCGAUAAGCUGAGAAAGCACGAGAACGAGACCCUGAAUCGGCAUUUGGACUUUUUCGAAAUGGUCCGGAAUGAAGACGAAAAGGAACUGGCGAGGAAGUUCAACCACGAACACGUGGACACCAAGAGCGCAACCGCAAUGUUCGACCUCCUGAGGCGGAAGCUGAGUCAUUCAACGGCCUAUCCGCAUCUUGUGAGUCUCCUGCAGCACAUGUUACUCCUCCCAAGCACCGGUCCAAACGCCCAACACUGGUUGAUCUUCGAUCGCGUAGUUCAGCAGAUCGUCCUCCAACAGGAAGAACGUCCCUCCAGUGAGAUCGACCCUGACAGCCAGGACAAAACCUCCCAAUCUUCCCUCAAACUGCAAGAUCCGGACAUUGCCCCGCUUCAGAUCGAUGUCCGCAAAAUAGUCAAACUCUUAGUCAAAGAAGAGGAACUGGUGGCCGCCCGGACGCGAGCCGAAGACCUCGAACGGGAAAACUCCGAAAUCAACGGAAAACUGGCCAAAAAGGAACAGGAACUGGACCUGCGAACCCAGGAAAAGGAAGAUCUCGAAACCUCUCUGGCCCGGAUGCGUGAACGGUUGGAAAAGGAAAGUGCCAACCUGUCGCAAGCCGUCCAGCGGGCCAUGAACGCCGAGAUGCGGGCCGAGGAUCUCCAGCACCGGUUCGUCAGCGAACAACAGGAACGGAUACGUCUGGAACGACUAGUCACCGAGGGAAGCAUCCCGGACGACCAGAAGGUCGCUGGACUUCAAGGAUGCAACGGUCAAGUAUCUCCUCCCCCGCCACCUCCCCCUUGCAAGCUACCACCUCCACCCCCGCCAAUGAUGGCCGCUCCUCCACCACCUCCCGCUCCCGGAGGUCUACCCAAGAUCUCCAACCCUAACACAGCCAAUCAACCUGCACCCCCUAAGAUGGACGCCCCGAAGAAGAACGUUCCCCAGCCAGCCAAUCCCCUCAAGAGCUUCAACUGGUCCAAACUGCCCGACAGCAAACUCCAGGGAACCGUCUGGAGCGAGCUGGACGAUACCAAGUGGUACAACAGCAUUGAACUCGAGUCCAUCGAUAAGCUCUUCUCCGCCUACCAGAAAAAUGGCGUUGCGAACGACGGCUCGAUCGAGGAUCUUCGCUUGAUUGGAAAGAACAAGACGAAAAUCCUAUCGGUGAUCGACGGUCGACGGGCGCAGAACUGCACCAUCCUGCUGAGCAAACUCAAGAUGAGCGAUGAGGAAAUUUCCAAAGCCAUUCUGUCGAUGGAUUCCAACGAGCAACUGCCGAUCGAUAUGGUCGAACAGCUGCUCAAGUUUACGCCUUCGGCCGAGGAACGAGCCCUGCUGGACGAACAUUCCGAAGAUAUCGAUUCGUUGGCCCGUGCCGAUCGAUUCCUGUACGAAAUUUCCAAAAUACCUCACUACGAACAGCGUUUGCGCAGUCUGCACUACAAGAAACGCUUCCAGGUGACGGUGAGUGAUCUUUCGCCACGUAUCGCCAGCGUGAUGGAGGCAUCCCGCGAGGUGGCUCGUUCCCGGCGGUUGCGCAAGCUGCUCGAACUGGUCCUGGCUCUCGGAAACUACAUGAACCGCGGUGCCCGUGGCAACGCAUCCGGGUUCCGUCUGGCUUCCCUCAAUCGACUGGCCGAUACCAAGAGCAGUGCCGCCAAGGGCACCACUCUGCUGCACUAUUUGGUGCAGAUCAUCGAAAAGAAGUUCAAGGACAUCCUGUUCCUGGAGGAAGAUCUGCCGCACGUGAAGGAAGCCUCGAAGGUUUCGCUCGGCGAGAUGGACAAGGACAUCACCAUGCUGAGGGCUGGCCUGACCGAGGUCAACCGGGAGAUCGAGUUCCAUCGGAGUAGCGGAGUGCCACAGCCGGGCGACCGGUUCCUGCCGGUGAUGAGCGAGUUCCACGCGCAGGCCUCGGUGCGAUUCACCGAGCUGGAGGAUCAGUUCCAGAAUAUGAAGACGAGAUUUGAUCGAGCGGUGCGGCUGUUCGGCGAGGACGGAGCCGUGGUGCAACCGGACGAGUUCUUCGGCAUCUUUGACGGGUUCCUGUCGGCGCUGAUGGAAGCCAAACAGGACAACGAGAACUUCCGGCGGCGACAGGAGGAGGAAGAGAAACGGGCAAGACAGGAGGCCGAGCUCAAAAAGCGCACCAUCGAGCGCAAAUCGAAGGAGGGCCUGCUGAACUCGGUCGCCAAGAACCUGGGCCUCAAGUCGUCCAAGAGCUCGAACGGUUCGGCCAACGGUGGCAGCCCGGUGGCCGGCGGUGACCCCAACAACAAAGGUGAGUUUGACGAUUUGAUUUCAGCCCUGCGGACGGGAGACGUCUUCGGCGAAGAUAUGGCCAAGUUCAAGCGAUCGCGCAAGACCCGCCUGGGACCGGCCACCAGUAAUGGAGGCAGUAACACUUCUCCGCCGCGCAGCCGGAACAGCAUUGGCCGGGAGGACAGCCGGGAGCGACCAGUCGUCACCAAUCGACGGCAGUAGGAGCGGGAAGGGUAGUUGUUUGUUAUAGGGGUGUUCACCUUCUCCCAAGGUGUUUACAAAUUGUGGACGUACUUUUAGAGCAGAUUUUGAUUUAUUUUUGUUUCGCGAAAGUUUUUGUUUGUUAUAUUUUUUGUACAUUUGUAAACGAAGAAAGAGACCAAAAAUUUGCGAGUCAAGCUCAAAGAAAAUUUUCAAAAUUGUCGGAUGGUAAAUAAUAUAUGUAUAUUUAACUAAAACAAAGUAUCAGUGUAGAAAUUUAGAAUAUGUUGCGUUUAUUCCACAAAUAAGAAACAAUAGAUGUUUCGAACGAUUUGCGGCGAUAUGAGCAGAAAGAAUAUGAUAAAUAAAUGUUUAAACAGAAAUUUUUUGAGAACGUUUUACAAGAAAUCGUACUAAUUAUUAAGAACCAAAAUAACUAUAAAGCUAAAUGAAAAUUUACACACCCUAGGUGGCCAACGCCAAUCGAUUUUAAAAUGACUCUUUUUAAUAAAGCAACAAAGACGUUCUAAGCAGUUUACUAGGAAGUUGUUAAAACAUACAAAUAGUUUCCUCACUGUUUAUAGAACUGUACUUCACCAUCCGUCAAACCCUACUAAGAUCGUUUCAGUUACCAUGUUCUCCUGCUCGAAACCCAGGAAUCAACCAUGCUUCCACGCAACCGAUGGUAUUAUCGCUUAUUUUCUUUUGCACCCAAACGUCAAGCUCAAUCAGGCACCGUUGCUUUGCGGGGCCGCAUCAUUUAUUGUUUUCGUUGUAUAGUCGUACGUUUUCUUUCCACUUUUCACUUCCAAUGGCUUUGCGCCCGCGCAAAGCGUCAGUAUUCUUUUACUAAAAGGUAUUUAUAUUCUAACGCUUUCUCGUUACCCCUUAAGAAGUAUUCUUUCUAGUGACAUUAUAUGCAUAUCUUCCCCAGGGUUUUCCCCCGAUCUUGAAAUGACGAAAACCUUGCCUAAAUUCUUCGACCAAUCAAUCUAUGUUGAGCUUUCCGCGUUAGGCUUUUCUGAGUUAGGGAUGUUCUGUAUAUAUACGCUAGAAAUUUGUAAUCGAUAAUCGAUAAGAACCAGGAACGAAAAAUCACAAAUGCUAUUAUAUGAAGGUAGAAAUCAACACUUUUGAGAGAAACGUAGUUUAGUCAGAUGUUGUUCCCCCAUGUUUUAAAAAGUGAACUAUUACGAAAGGAGAAACAACCAGUUAGUUUAGCGAAUUGUAAACGUUACGCGUCAACAAAGAGGUUUUAAAAUUGCACUUUGAUCCCAUUUCGCUGUGCUCAUUCCAUUUUUGCCCUCGUAACAUAUUAGCGACCAUAGUAUCUAUUGAAAAAAAAGUUUAAACUUCAUAUAAAAACAAAUCACAUUCACAUUUACGUAUACUCACACCGAUGUUAGGAUAGUCUACUGCCGUUGGAUAGAUGUUGCUUAAUGAAGGAAAAAAAACAAUAGAACAAACAGUAUAGCAGCUUACACUUUCUUCCAUUUUUUCUACUAAAUCAUAAUCAUUCAUCCGUCAGAAAAGGCACAGAGAAACGUAACACGCAAACAUUUUUUCGGAAACCGUUUUUUCUGCUCUCGAUAGAGGGCAAACACACACAUUCGAGAAGAUUGAAUAAAAUUGCCAACCGCCGAAUCAAGUAGAAUCCGUACAUAACCUUGAAAUAUAUAUAUCAUCGCGAACGGCAAGUUGGAUUAACAUACAAUAUAUACACCGAAGUUGGAGGUACCGUAUAAGGAAAACAACAAGUCAAAACAAAAUAAAGUAACAGUGGAUUAGUUGUCGGAGUAAUAAAAGAAUAUCGAAUAAUA